Mytilinidion resinicola is the source of this 734-nucleotide messenger RNA. RefSeq lists its product as uncharacterized. The transcript has a single exon. Lineage: Eukaryota; Fungi; Ascomycota; Dothideomycetes; Mytilinidiales; Mytilinidiaceae. The record is from RefSeq and is a predicted model, not a curated record. The coding region runs from base 24 to 734 and encodes 236 amino acids.
UUAACCCCUCCAACAUCUCCAACAUGUCCGACCGCGCCACCAUCUCCAAGCCCCUCCACACCUGGAAGGAGUCCUCCAAGAUCGAUCCAUCCCGCAACAGCUUCCUUGACCUGCCCCUCGAGCUCCGCGAGCAGGUCUACGAAAAACUCCUCGUAGACCCCUCUGACAUAGGUGUUGCCUGGAUUCGUGUUCCCUGGUUUCGUGCGUUCCCCCCUGCCGACGGUUUCAGAGUCCUCGAACUCUGCCGCCAAACCACCGCCGAGGCAUACAACGUCUUCCUCACGCGCAACACGUUUGCACAAUGGAGUAUCAGGGGUCCCGACUUGCGGGGCAUCGCCCGCUCGCUUGGGGAAGCCGAAGAAGACCUGAAGCAAGACGAGAACACGAUCAUUGGGGUCUUGCCAUUUCAUUACGCUCUCUACAUUACGAAACUAAAACUUCGAGUCCUCUUGGACUCGAAGGAGGUGCCGGCAAACACCCGAGUGCGAGUGUCGCCGUGGGCCGGCAGGAUGAAAGAUGUGCUGCUGAAGGAGUUUCCAGCGAUGAAGAAGAUCACGUUCGUGCUCGAUCAUGUCGGGAAUGGCUGGUUUAAGGAUGCUGCUCAAUGUUGGGAUCACAGCUCCGGGAUGAGUGCUUUCGCGAUUGCUUUCCGCUCGAUUGCCGUUUACGAAGGCCUCUUGGGGACCAUGCUCGAAAUGAAAAGCAGAAGUCUGAUGAAUCUUCGGUUGCUUUGA